GCGCCGGUCGGGGGCUGCGACGACACGACGAGGCCGCGAUGACGACGACGUCGUCGUCGGAGGAGGACAGCGAGCGCGCGCGGCGCUGAGGAGAGGAACUAGCCUCAGCAUGACGGCCAGGUGGUGCGUGUUCGCGUGCGCGGGCGCCCUGCUGGCGGGCGUCGCGACGCCCUCCGCCACCACGGCACCAGCGGAGGACCCGGAGUUCGUGGAGCAGAUAGAGAACAUAACGGUGCCGGCGGGCAGAAACGUGAAGCUCGCCUGCUCUGUCAAGAACCUCGGCUCCUACAAGGUGGCGUGGAUGCACUUCGAGCAGUCGGCCAUCUUGACGGUGCACAACCACGUGAUCACGCGCAACCCGCGCAUCAGCGUGUCGCACGACAAGCACCGCACGUGGUUCCUGCACAUCAGCAACGUGCAGGAGGAGGACAAGGGCCGCUACAUGUGCCAGAUCAACACCGUCACCGCCAAGACGCAGUUCGGCUACCUGCACGUCGUGGUGCCGCCCAACAUCGACGACUCGCUGAGCAGCUCUGACGUCAUCGUGCGCGAGGGCGCCAACGUGACCUUGACCUGCCACGCCACUGGCUCGCCGCCGCCCAGCGUCAAGUGGAAGCGGGACGACGGCACCAAGAUAACCGUCAACAAGACCUUGACAGUGCUGGAGUGGGAGGGCGAGGUGCUGGAGCUGAUACGCAUCAGUCGCCUCGACAUGGGCGCCUACCUGUGCAUCGCGUCCAACGGGGUCCCUCCCACCGUCAGCAAGAGGAUCAAGGUCAGCGUCGACUUCCCGCCCAUGCUGUGGAUCCCGCACCAGCUGGUGGGCGCGCCUCUGGGCUACAGCGUCACGCUCGAGUGCUUCACGGAGGCGCACCCCACGUCGCUCAACUACUGGACGCGCGAGGACGGCCACAUGAUCCACGACAGCCGCAAGUACCGCUCGGAGAACGCGGUCGGCUCGCCCUCCUACAAGACGCACAUGAAGCUGGGCAUCGCGAACAUCCGCGAGGCGGACUACGGCACGUACAAGUGCGUGGCCAAGAACCCGCGCGGCGAGACGGACGGCACCAUACGGCUCUACACUUCUGCACCGCCGUCCACGACCCCAGGACCCACCACGCCGGAGCCGCCGAGACGCAGCCCAGACCAGGCCUGGGACCACGGGGACUUCAACAACUCCGUCAGCGGCAACCCGGGGGGACUGCUGAAGGUACACUUGCAGGAGAAAGGUUCCAAGUACCAGUCCAACCUGAACGAGAUAGACAAGUCUGAGCAGAAGUCGUCUCCGGACUCCGCGGGGAAAGGUGGGCACUACGAGUGGCCGCAAGGAGACCCCGGAUCGGGCGCCGCGCGGAUGAGAGUCCUCGGCGUGUGGUCGACAGUGCUCCUGGCGUCGCUGCUGGCGAGGUAGAGCGCCCUCGGCCGUCCAGGCGGCGAGCACGCGAGAGCGCCGAGGGCGCCGAGUGCGCGAGGGAGCGGAGGGCCCACUGGACCCUGGCCGCCGAGGACACGUCGCGGGCGGCGGAGUGGUCGACGAGCUGGCGAGGU
This is a messenger RNA of Bacillus rossius redtenbacheri, 1548 nucleotides long. Its product is annotated as protein CEPU-1-like. The record is from RefSeq and is a predicted model, not a curated record. Gene Ontology annotation, cellular component: neuron projection. The transcript is spliced from 10 exons. Bases 110 to 1411 code for a protein of 433 amino acids. Lineage: Eukaryota; Metazoa; Arthropoda; Insecta; Phasmatodea; Bacillidae.